Molecule: messenger RNA, 411 nt
Organism: Penaeus indicus
Lineage: Eukaryota; Metazoa; Arthropoda; Malacostraca; Decapoda; Penaeidae
Exons: 4
Coding region: 49-411 (120 amino acids)
Source: RefSeq, a predicted model, not a curated record
UUGAUUAGACUGGGAAGGAACCUCGGGAGAGAAGAGAAACACUCAGAGAUGGAUCAGGAACGAGCUUGGAUAAGAGGGCGCCUGGCUUGGAGUAAUGAGAGUUUGGCUACUCCACUGAGAGAAGGGGUCAGCCAGCCACAAAGACGGAUGCACCACUCCGGUCCUCCUUCUCUCAAGUUCAAGCAUAAUAGGCCAGCUUGGGAUGAUAGUGUCCACGAUCUGACAUCAAUGAGACUGACACCAACUGAGCUAGCGCGUAAGCUUGCAUCACGACAGUCAUCCAACUUGGUCCUGGCACGAGCCCAGUUAUUGGAGCAGAGCCGACGGCCGGGGGUGCACAGCCCUAACCUUCCACCAUCUCUCGCUGCUAGACUCCAAGCAACUUUUACCACUAAACCAAAACCAAACUAA